Molecule: messenger RNA, 1061 nt
Organism: Apodemus sylvaticus (European woodmouse)
Lineage: Eukaryota; Metazoa; Chordata; Mammalia; Rodentia; Muridae
Gene: Gnmt
Product: glycine N-methyltransferase
Exons: 6
Coding region: 39-920 (293 amino acids)
Biological process (GO): one-carbon metabolic process; regulation of gluconeogenesis; S-adenosylmethionine metabolic process
Cellular component (GO): cytosol
Molecular function (GO): glycine binding; S-adenosyl-L-methionine binding; identical protein binding
Source: RefSeq, a predicted model, not a curated record
UGCCGAGCUCCUGGCCUGAGGGCCAGGCGCCAGCCAGGAUGGUGGACAGCGUGUACCGUACCCGCUCCCUGGGGGUGGCGGCCGAAGGGCUCCCGGACCAGUAUGCGGAUGGGGAGGCCGCACGUGUGUGGCAGCUGUACAUCGGGGACACCCGAAGCCGUACUGCAGAGUACAAGGCGUGGUUGCUAGGGCUGCUGCGCCAGCACGGUUGCCAGCGGGUGCUGGACGUGGCAUGUGGCACAGGAGUGGACUCAAUUAUGCUGGUGGAAGAGGGCUUCAGUGUGACAAGUGUGGACGCCAGCGACAAGAUGCUGAAAUAUGCGCUUAAGGAGCGCUGGAACCGGAGGAAGGAGCCAGCCUUUGACAAGUGGGUCAUCGAAGAAGCCAACUGGUUGACUCUGGACAAAGAUGUGGUAUCGGGAGAUGGCUUUGAUGCUGUCAUCUGCCUUGGGAACAGUUUUGCUCACUUGCCAGACUGCAAAGGUGACCAGAGCGAGCACCGGCUGGCGCUGAAGAACAUUGCAAGCAUGGUGCGGCCCGGGGGCCUGCUGGUUAUCGACCACCGCAACUACGACCACAUCCUCAGCACAGGCUGUGCGCCCCCUGGGAAGAACAUCUACUACAAGAGUGACCUCACUAAGGACAUUACGACGUCAGUGCUGGCAGUGAACAACAAGGCCCACAUGGUGACCCUGGACUACACGGUGCAGGUGCCAGGCGCUGGCAGGGACGGCUCUCCUGGCUUCAGUAAGUUCCGGCUCUCUUACUACCCACACUGUUUGGCAUCUUUCACGGAGUUGCUCCAGGCGGCCUUUGAGGGCAGGUGCCAGCACAGCGUCCUGGGUGACUUCAAGCCUUACAAGCCUGGCCAGGCCUACAUUCCUUGCUACUUCAUCCACGUGCUCAAGAAGACAGGCUGAGUUUUGGCUUUGGCUUUUAGAAGUCCCCUGCCCAGCCAAUAGCCCCUACCCUAAGACCAACCCCUAACGGAGAUAUUGCACUGGGUGAAGAGACAUGGGGGUCAGCAAACAGGGAGUCAACAAUACAGUCUGCCUUCCCAA